Molecule: messenger RNA, 339 nt
Organism: Nyctereutes procyonoides (raccoon dog)
Lineage: Eukaryota; Metazoa; Chordata; Mammalia; Carnivora; Canidae
Product: cytochrome c oxidase subunit 6B1-like
Exons: 1
Coding region: 1-261 (86 amino acids)
Cellular component (GO): mitochondrion; mitochondrial inner membrane; respiratory chain complex IV
Source: RefSeq, a predicted model, not a curated record
AUGGCAGAAGACAUCAAGUCCAAAAUCAAGAACUACCAGACUGCCCCUUUUGACAGCCACUUCCCCAACCAGAACCAGACUAGGAAAUGCUGGCAGAACUACCUGGACUUUCACCGCUGUGAGAAGGCAAUGACUGCUAAAGGGGGUGACGUUUCCGUGUGCGAAUGGUACCGGCGAGUGUACAAGUCCCUCUGCCCCAUAUCCUGGGUGUCGGCCUGGGAUGACCACCGGGCAGAAGGCACAUUUCCUGGGAAGAUCUGAACUGGCUCCACCCACCUCUCCUCUGUCCUGCAUCCUUCUCCCAGGGUGGUGAAGGGGGACCUGGGUACAUGGUGAUCC